Molecule: messenger RNA, 1023 nt
Organism: Penicillium mononematosum
Lineage: Eukaryota; Fungi; Ascomycota; Eurotiomycetes; Eurotiales; Aspergillaceae
Exons: 1
Coding region: 1-1023 (340 amino acids)
Source: RefSeq, a predicted model, not a curated record
AUGUUUCUUCAACCGCCAUUCACACCCUCAGAGGGACUGAGCAAAGAAGAGUUGGAUUCGCAGGCCAGCCCAGUUUCAAGCCUGCAAGAAAAUCAUGCGGCAACUACAAUUGAUCAUGUACCAGGGUUUCCGUCGGUCGCACUUCGACAGCAAGACGUUAAGGACUUCCUCCUCCGAGAAUUAGAAACUCCGGUCUUGGAUGAACUGUAUGACAAACUCUGGCUGGUCGCCCGAAAAUCAGGCCUACACAUUGAUGCUCUUCAUGCACAGAAACUGAAAGGUCGCGUUGUCCUUCUCACCGAGGACCCAAGCCUUCACCUCGUUUGGCGGCAUAAUCAAAUAUACAUCAAGCCGAUUCCCAUUUGCCUUCUGAACCACCGCUUCUGGACGUUGUAUCUAUGUCGAAAAGACGUUCACUCCGAAGCACUGCUUCCUGGGUUUGAGGCAGCUGUGGCAGCUGGGUUUUUAAGGUCGUACGCAUUGCUGGUGCGGCAUCAUUCCGAUUUUCUGCUGGCCCAGGAACUCCAUUUGAUACCAGCGGAGGUGAAAUGGGGGGAUUGGGCCCGAUUUGCCCAUCGAUUCCAAAAUUUAAGUGACGAGCAGGUGGCCAAACGAUAUCAUUACGGUCAGAUCCGACUUUCGCGCCUGGAUUGCGCUGUGCGCGCUUUUCGUCCAAGCCAAGCGCGCACCGCCUGGUUCUAUAAUAUCCCUCAUUGGUCGAUCACAAACUAUCUCUCAUCAGCCACGAUCCCUCUUCUGUUUGUCUUCGCCAGUUUUUCCGUCGUGCUUUCAGCUAUGCAGGUCACCUUGACCGUGCCGACCGAUACUGGGUUCCUGCACCAGCUCGCCGUUAUAGGGCUUUCGCGAAUGAACCUCGCCUUUUGGGUAUUCUCUAUAACUGUUCUUAUGGCAUCUGCCAGUAUAUGGCUCUUGCUAUUAGGUACUCCCAUUGUUGUUUUGGGCUGGCAGUUAUGGUGGGGAUUUCGAAACCGAAGGGCCGCUCAAAAGUCAUCCGACGCUUAG